This is a messenger RNA of Spea bombifrons (plains spadefoot toad), 2481 nucleotides long. RefSeq names its product solute carrier family 26 member 10-like. Bases 29 to 2101 code for a protein of 690 amino acids. Gene Ontology annotation, biological process: transmembrane transport. Gene Ontology annotation, molecular function: oxalate transmembrane transporter activity; sulfate transmembrane transporter activity; chloride transmembrane transporter activity. The transcript has 18 exons. NCBI's taxonomy places the organism in Eukaryota, Metazoa, Chordata, Amphibia, Anura, Pelobatidae. The record is from RefSeq and is a predicted model, not a curated record. Gene Ontology annotation, cellular component: membrane.
CUCAUGUUACAUUGUCACAGCAAUCACUAUGAGUACGCUGGCAGUGUACAGGAGCAUCUACACGGAAGAACAGUUCAAGAAGAUCUAUGGCACGUCUAAAGAUCUGGAGAGGCCUCCACUGAAGCUUAGGGAUAGAUUCACAAGGAGCUGUGAAUGUUCUUCUCAUGCUUUCCACAAAUAUCUAAAAAGAAGGAUCCCAAUUGUGGGCUGGCUACCCAGGUACAAGUUCAGAAAAUGGAUUUUGGGGGAUCUAAUAGCUGGCCUAACAGUGGGUAUAGUUCAUAUUCCACAAGGUAUGGCUUUUGCCCUCUUGACGUCAGUGCCACCUGUUUAUGGUCUUUAUACGUCUUUUUUCCCUGUUUUACUCUACAUGCUCCUUGGAACCGGACAUCAUGUUUCUACUGGUACCUUUGCUGUGCUGAGCCUAAUGACUGGUUCUGUGAUAGAUGAACAUCUUCUCCAGAAUCCAUUGGACAGAAACCUCACCGCUGAUGAGCAGUCUGAAAUAUAUGGCCAGCGAAUUGGGAUGGCAGCUGCUAUUGCCUUUCUUAUGGGCCUUAUAAUGGUUGUUAUGUUUGUGCUUCAGCUUGGCUUCCUCUCCACAUACCUAUCAGAGCCAAUAGUGAAAGCGUUCACCAAUGCUGCUGCUUUCCAUGUCACCAUUUCUCAAAUUCAGAAUAUGAUGGGGCUUCCACUUCCACGUCCUACUGGCUCUUUCACCAUCUUCAAGACACUGUCAUCCGUUUUCAGCGCUCUGCACUUGACAAAUAUUGCUGAGCUGGUGAUAUCGAUCCUGUGUUUGGUGGUGCUCAUUCCCAUUAAGGAACUUAAUGCCCGAUUUCGCACCAAGCUAAGGACUCCCAUUCCUGGGGAGAUCAUUAUGGUCUUAGUAGCCACAGGAAUUACAUUUGCCUCUUCUUUGGAUGUCCGAUACAAUGUUCAGAUUGUUGGAAGCAUCCCAGCAGGUUUUCCAACCCCAAAAGUGCCAACCCUGAAAGUCAUUCCUGAUGUGAUUGGUGAUACAAUCGCCAUAACCUUUGUUGGUUAUGCAGUGUCUGUGUCCCUUGCUAUGAUCUAUGCAGAAAAGCAUCAAUAUGCCAUUGAUCCAAAUCAGGAACUUUUUGCUCAUGGGAUCUCCAACAUUGUAUCGUCUUUGUUUAACUGCUUCCCCAGCUCGGCUACUCUGGCCACAACUAAUAUUCUUGAGAGUGCAGGAGGACACACGCAGCUUUCAGGAUUAUUCACAAGUUGUGUGGUUUUGGUGGUUCUGCUUUGGGUUGGACCUCUCUUUAAUUAUCUUCCAAAGGCUGUACUCGCUUGUAUCAAUGUUGUGAGCCUCAGACAAAUGUUCCUGCAAUUUCAAGAUCUUCCAGAACUAUGGAGAAUCAGCAAGACCGACUUUUCAGUUUGGGUGGUCACGUGGCUGGCUGUUGUAAUCUUGAAUGUGGAAGUGGGACUAGCAGUGGGAGUUGUGUUUUCGAUGAUGACCGUGGUCUGCCGAACCCAGAGGGCACAAUGUACAGUGCUGGGAAGAGCUGUAAACACUGAGAUAUACCGUCCUCUGGAGAAAAAUGACAAGUGCUUUGAAAUCCCAGGCCUAAAGAUCCUAUCGUAUAAUUCCCCCAUCUACUAUGGUAACAGAGACAUCUUCAAAGAAGAAAUGAGCAGGAUUGUUGGACUGACGCAAGAGAAGAUACGAAAAAGAGAGAAAGCGUUAAGGGCCUUAGAGAAUGGCAGGAAGAUGAGCAUUUCAGUUGUGGACUGCGGAAUAGCAAAUCCUGUUUAUAAUGCCGACGGUUCCAGCAUAAAGCCAGAAACAGAUACAGAGAUCAAGUCACUUAUCAUUGACUGCACUGGGGUUAUUUUUAUUGACAUUGCUGGAGCUCGUCUGUUUAUACAGAUGUGCAUUGCGUGUCAGAAGGCAGGGAUGCACUUACUACUUUCUGGUUGCAAUGAGAAGGUGCUGAGAACGUUGGUAUGCAGUGGAAUCAUGGAACAUUUAAGUGAGAAUCAGGUGUUUGUUACUGUGCAUGAUGCUGCCUGCUACGCUGAACAGAACAUGGACAGCUUUGCCUCAAAUAGCUCCAUGGUGUGGGUGUGAAAAACUCAUUUGUGUUUUCCAUAUGAUGAAAUAAUGCACAACGCCAUUGCUGGCCAUGAAGCAGGAGUUAGUUCACACUGUGAAUGAAUGAACUUGGAUAAAAAAGAGCAUGUAACCUUUUACUAACCCAAAGUAGAAAGGGGGAAAACAUCAAUGAAAACCAGUAUGGUUUGUUUGCAGUCAGAUACGAAGAAACUGCUGAGAAAUAAACAGGUUGUGUUACAGCACAUUAAUCAGAUAUUAAUCGCAACCCUGAAUGGUAUGUGGUCUCACAGUUAAUGGCUAAUGAGACAUCCAUGGCAAUGUGGCCUCCAUGGCAUGCAGGAAUAUGUUAUGCUAUUUAUGUGUUCUUAUUAAAAAUGUUUUAUUUAUGUAAUAAA